Molecule: messenger RNA, 1079 nt
Organism: Nylanderia fulva
Lineage: Eukaryota; Metazoa; Arthropoda; Insecta; Hymenoptera; Formicidae
Source: RefSeq, a predicted model, not a curated record
AUGAGCAUUGACUUCACCCGGGACUUGCUCAUGCGAGCCUUCUUCUGGCGCGGCGACGACGUCGUGUGCCAUUCCGCACUCUGCCUCUUUGACUCCGGAUCAAUACUUAACAUACAGCAGGAGACAUUAAACGAAGAAAGUCAUUCGGAAACCUGCAACAAAAAGAAAACUUUUACUCCAAAUCGAAGUAAUGAUGUGGAAGUCAAUAGACAGGAAAUUACUUUUCUCAAUCAAAAUGAUGUUUUGGAGACGAUAUAUUUGGCAUCGGAUGAAAUGUUGGAAUCGAUACAAUUCGAAGAUUCUACUAUUGUUAAAAUUUUGGUGAACAACAACAGUAAACAUCGCAUUCAAGUUGUUGCCUGGAACGAAGAAAUUGAUCGUAUAAAUUUUUAUAUACAACCAAAUCGAAUUGUGCAUAUUGAUGGUGCUAAGGCUAAAAAGGUAAAAAUACCUGAAUUCAACCAAGGGACACUUCAAUACGAACUAAUUAUUCGAUCCAACACGACAAUAAAUACGUUGGGUAAUUUUGACCUAAAAAAAAACAUUCAAGCGAUGCAACCACAAUUAGUGGAAUUGUGUGAUGUACCUCAAUAUCUUAAUGCAUGCAUUAUUAUACGUGGAUACAUUAAAACGAAUUUUAAUAAAUUUCUAAAUAGUUUUAAAACAAUUGGCUGCGGAUCCAUUACAGAUAAGAUGUAUAAAUUGGAGAUACAAAUAGUAAAUUAUGAUAAUGAUGUCUACUUUGACAAGGGGCAAAUGAUUGAAAUGAAAGGAUAUGUAAAAAUUAUGAAUGACAUAUUUUAUUUGGAGAUUGAUCAUUCAACAGACAUAAAGCAAAUAGGAGAGGAAAAGUUAUCAUUUCAACAAUUAUUGUUGGGUACAAGACCAAUUGUAAAAAAAACAUCCAAUGAAGAUUUAGGAUUACCACCACGCAAAAUGAUUCGAAAAUAAUGAUUCUUUUCCAUUUUAUUAAAUAAUAUGUGAAAAUAAUUCUAAUAUUUAAAAAAAUUUUUUUUUAACGCGUUCACAAUGUUUGGUUAUAAUUAGUUUCACUUUCGUGUUAUUUAAACGUUAUAAUA